GCGCUGAAACCAGAGCAGGUUUGGGUUAAAGUGGGGGGAGUUCGGGGUCUGAAAGCAUCAAAAAAAAAUAACAUUAAAUCAGCGGGUUUCGGGUGUGCGGUUUUCUUCGCAAAAAGGGCAAAAAGUGGGGCCUGCAGCUGGAAAACAACACCCCCCCCACCUUCCCCCACCCCCCAAAUUAUAAGGCUGGCGGGGGAGGGGGGGCCUUUAUUGAGGCCUUUUGCCCUUUCGGAGCAAUUUUUAGGGAUUUGGGGGUGCAUGAGGAAUUUGGGUCCAUUUGAGACAUUGCAAAGCGGCUUUUUGGGCGUUUUGGAGUGUUUUCUGGUGCGGGAAUGGGGGCGGCAGCCCUGUUUUGGGGGGGCACCAUCCGGCUGCCUCAGGGUGUCACUUUGGGGGCAUUUGUCCUGGUUUUGGGGUGUUUCAGCCUGGCGGCUUUGGGGUUUUCUCUGCCUGCAGUUUUGGGGGCAUUUUGUUGCAUUUUGGGGUGUCUCUAUCCGGCCAUUUUAGGGUGUCUGUGCCCAUUUAUUUUGGGGCAUUUCUCCCCAUUUUCGGGCAUCUCAGCCUGGCUGAUUUGAGCUGUUUCUGCCCAGCUGUUUUGGGGCAUUGAUCCGUAUUUUUGAGGUGUUUCUAUCCGGCCAUUUUAGGGCAUUUUUUGGCAUUUUGCGCUGUUUCUGUCCCGCAGUUUUGAGGUGUCUUUCUUGAGUCUUUGCGGCAUUUCCGUGCAUUUUGGGGAAUCUCUGCGUGGCUGAUUUGGGGUGUUUUCAUCCAGCUGUUGAGGGGCAUUUCUGCAGGUUUUAGGGUGUUUCCUCCCUGGUUAUCUUGGGGUGUUUCUUUGUGGCCAUUUUACGGUGCCUGUGGCCAGUUUUUUGGGGGCAUUUCUCCUCAUUUUGGGGUGUUUGUGCCCGACCGAUUUGUGAUGUCUCUGGCCGUUUUGGGUCAUUUCUACAGGUUUCAGGGUGUUUCCCUUAGUUGUUUUGAAGUAUCUUGGGGCAUUUCUCUGCAUUUCAGGGUGUCUCUGUCCAAUUCUGGGGGGUUCUGCCUGGUCUUUUGGGGGCAUUUUUCUGCAUUUUAGGGUGUCUUUGCCUGAUCAGUUAGGGAUGUGUCUACCCGGCCAUUUUGGGGCAUUUCUCUGCAUUUUGAAGCAUCUCAUCGUGGCUGUUUCAGGGUGUCUGUUCCCAGAUGUUUUGGGGCAUUUCUUAGCAUUUUGGGGGUGCCUGUACCCUGUCCUCUUGGGGCCCUUGCUACCCCGGCCAUUUUUGGGGUGCCCUUUUGGGUCUGGGGGGGCCCAUCCCCGGCCCCCCGCCCCCGCCGUGACUCAGAGCUGUGGUUUCCCGUCUAUAAAUCAGGGGUGGAGGCACCCAAGUGUCGCCCAGAGCCAUGGCGGGCGCCCGGGACCCGUGAGCUGGGGGCACUGGGAGGCACUGGGAGGCACUGGGAACACACUACAGGGCAGCGGCGUGGUGCUGGAUGGGACUUGGGGGGCACUGGAGUGAUGCUGGGUGGGACUGGGAAGGUUCUGGAGUGACUGGGUGGGACUGGAGGGGACUGGGGAGUGAGACUGGGGGUACUGGGAGGCACUGGGAUGGACUGGGGAGUGCCAUGUGCCAGGAGGGGCUGGAAGAGUGUUGGGUGGGGAAAAUGGGGAGGCUGGCGGGGUCUGGGAGGGUGCUGGGGUGUACUGGGAUGGACUGGGUGGCACUGGAAAGGACUGGGAGGGAUUGCAGCCUACUGGGAGGGACUGGGGACUGCUGGAAGGGACUGGAAGGGACUGUGACUUGCUGGGGGAUGCCAGAAAGGGCUGGGGGAAACUGGAAAGGACUGAGAGGGGUUACUGCGAAGGACUGGGGGGCACUGGGAUGGACUGGGAGCUCCACAGGGUGACUGCAGAUGUGACGUGGGGGUUUGCCAGUGGAGGAUGGGAGUGGGCCCAGUCUGUACUGGGAGGUACUGGGAGAGGGGGGACACACGUAACCAGGGGUGCCACAGCUCUGGAGGGGGUGUCCCGUCCCAUCCCCCCCCCCCCGCACGCGUGUCGGGACUUGCCGUGACGCAGGGCCCUCGUGCGAGGCGGCUCGCACACGCGCCCAGGCCUCUCGCACACUUGCGGUGGGGGAGGUGUCUCACACUUCCCCCCCUCCCCAGGCAGCGCCGCCCGCCCCCCCGCAGCCCCCAGGAUCGCCCCACAGUGCUGACCCGCGGAGAUGGGGGGGUCCCUCGGCGCACACAGGUGCCGCCUGAGGGGGGGUCGUGCCCCCCCCUCCUGCACAUCCAGCACCCCGUGCUGGUGAUGCGGACACGGCUCCCCCCAGCACAUGGUCUCCCUGGUUUUGAGUGGAGCUCCAAAGAUCCCCCCGGCCGUGACCGAGCCUCCUCACCCGCCCCUGCCGGCAGCGACCCCCAGCCGCCCCCAAAUGCCGCUCAGCCCCCCAGGGGACCCCACUGUGACCUGGGGGAGGUGGCACAGUGCCUGCGGCAGCUGGAGAGGAUCCAGGAGCUGGAGCAGCAGUUGGCCCGUGAGCGGCACCGCCUGGGGCUGUUGCAGGCACAGCUCAUCCCGAGGUGCCCCCCCACAAUGGCCCCCCCCGGGAAGGGCCACGCUGGGCCCCCCUCAAUUUGGAACCACCAGGCCCCCCCAGAGGUGGAGGGGGAACCUGAGACCCUGCUGCCCCCCCAGGGGCACAGUUGGGAUCAUGGGGGGCUCUGCCCAGCACUGGAGUACUACCGGCUCAGCACUGCCCGGCCCCCCUACACCUACGCCAUGCUCAUUCGCUGGGUGAUCCCCCAGCGCCAGCGCACCCUGGGCGAGAUCUACCACUGGUUCAGCCGCAUGUUUGGGUACUUCCGCCAUAACACCGCUACGUGGAAGAACGCCGUGCGCCACAACCUGAGCCUGCACAAGUGCUUCGUGCGAGUGGAAAACGUGCGCGGGGCCGUCUGGACGGUGGAUGAGGCUGAAUUCAGGCGCAAACGGGGACAGCGCUACCCCAGGGACUGCGACCUGAAGUACUUUUAUGCCCCCCCGGAGCUGAAGGGGGGUGGUGUGUCCUCUAAAACCACAAUG
Molecule: messenger RNA, 3061 nt
Organism: Falco peregrinus (peregrine falcon)
Lineage: Eukaryota; Metazoa; Chordata; Aves; Falconiformes; Falconidae
Product: forkhead box protein P3-like
Biological process (GO): regulation of transcription by RNA polymerase II
Cellular component (GO): nucleus
Molecular function (GO): RNA polymerase II cis-regulatory region sequence-specific DNA binding; DNA-binding transcription repressor activity, RNA polymerase II-specific
Source: RefSeq, a predicted model, not a curated record